This is a messenger RNA of Glarea lozoyensis ATCC 20868, 2688 nucleotides long. RefSeq names its product alpha/beta-Hydrolase. Lineage: Eukaryota; Fungi; Ascomycota; Leotiomycetes; Helotiales; Helotiaceae. The transcript has 3 exons. The coding region runs from base 1 to 2688 and encodes 895 amino acids. Gene Ontology annotation, molecular function: hydrolase activity. The record is from RefSeq and is a predicted model, not a curated record.
AUGGUGUUUAACACUGCGACAGUAGGGUCGGCGGUUACGCCUGCUUACCUCAAGCGAAAAUCGCAUGCUCAAAAACCAACAGCGCAUAUUUCCUACGAUGAAGGUCUCCAUUUGAUCCGCAAAUUCCUCAUAUAUGCCUCCCACCAUACUGUAGAAGACGUACAGCGCUUCACGGCCCAAUGGGUUCCUCACCCGCGCUGGGUUAAGGUCGAUGAACUCCGGAUUGACGAGGCAUACAUAAAGAAAUCCGCCGAAGCGAUUCAGGCCGAACUGGGACCUCACGGAAUUGGAAAGGUUGGCGGUAGCACUUGGUGGCAGUGGAGAAGACCGGGUAGCGAGUUGAAGGCCGAAUGGAUUGAGAUGAGAGAUGAUUAUAAUGAGAGGAAAAAGGCUGGUGGAGAGUCGAAGAGGGUCAUGCUAUAUGUGCACGGCGGUGGCUAUUUCUUUGGUAGCGUUGAUGAGCAUCGAUAUCAAAUGCAAAGACAUGCGAGGAAGCUUAAGGCAAGAGUUCUGGCGCCCCGAUAUCGAUUGGCGCCUCAAUUCCCUUUCCCUUGUGGUCUUCAUGACUGUCUUUCGGCAUAUCUAUGGCUCCUCACGGUUCAAGAUCCUACAACUAUUAUCUUAGCUGGUGAUUCUGCUGGUGGCGGUAUGGUUUUGAGUAUGAUGAUCAUUCUUCGCAAUCAGGGCCUCCCAUUACCUGCUGGAGCUAUCCUCAUAUCACCGUGGGCGGAUUUAACACAUUCUUUCCCAAGUGUCGCAGGGAACAACCCACUGGAUUAUAUUCCCCCUCAUGGGUUUCACCAGAGACCAUCCGCAUCAUGGCCGCCACCAAACACUGACGAUAUGCUUCAAGUGGAGGAAGAAAUCGUGAAGAAGCUUGCCCACACGGAACAUGCUUUGUCACCUCAACAAAGUGAGUCUGAUGCAGUCCAAGGAUUUCAUGUUGACCAUCAUCCAGAUGCCGAUCUUGUAAAUGACACUGCUGCCACUGGUACAGCAACGAACGACGGAACAGGCCACGACGCAAAUACUGUUCCUGGACCUGGCCAUGAUCUCUCAAUCCUUAUCGAUGGGAGUUUAGUGGAGAUCAAGGAUCAGAUUCAGAUGUAUGCCACUAAUCAGUUGAUAUCUCACCCACUCGUAUCCCCUAUAUUACAACCGUCUCUUGGAGGGCUACCGCCUCUGCUUAUAAUGGUCGGUGGAGGAGAGAUGCUACGAGAUGAACAAAUAUAUCUUGCACACAAGGCCGCGAACCCGGCCAAGUACCCACCAGGAGAUGCCUUUUUAGAUGAGCAUCCUCGCGAAAAGCAUAGAGAGCAGAUCACGAAGUGGAAGCCUACCGAUGUUCAGCUACAAGUCUGGGAUGAUUUGUGCCACGUUGCGCCUACUCUAAGUUUUACUCGACCCGCAAAAUACAUGUAUCGAUCAAUAGCCCAGUUCGGUGCUUGGACUCUUGCGAGAGCUCAGAAGACUGAUAUUGAGAUCACCUAUGAUGACGAUGUAUCUAUCAUCUCGAAGUCCGAGACUGACGACGAGGACGAAGCACCAACUAAAAAUACCGGAGGUACUACAGUGAAAACAGGUAAAAAGGAAGGUUAUGUUGGGAAAGCUGGGGAUCCUCUGCCUAACUUCAAGCGCCACAUGAUCCGCCAGAGAGUCGAUCGUCAUGGUAGAACAUACGGUUUAGAGCCCGAAUCAGAACUGCCAGCUUGUAAUCUAUCUCCAAGCGAGAUCGGAGUGAUCAAGGCAGGACCCGUGAAGAAAUGGAUGGCAGCAAAACGCGAAUGGGACACGAAGUACGCUUCAGAAAAGCGAAGAAUUCAAAAACAGAGAGCCAAAGACAUGGCUGAAGGUUACAGAGAGUUUGGCAAUGGCGAAGUGCCUCCCCCAUCCGCGCUUGCUGGCCGUAGAAAGACAGGAGAUGAUCUAAAGGAGGCAAAGAAGACUCGUAGUAUGGGUAUGAGUCUCUGGGCGCUGUGGGGUAGCAAACACGAUGAGAAGGCCAUGAACAAUGAGAAGGAAACAGAGAGUCCAGAGGUGAUAGUUGUUUCUCCGAAGACUGGUGAUGGAUCAAAAACACAUCCGCAAGACGAAAAUCAAGCUUCGAUGACAGUUCCUAAACCAGAAGCCAGCCGAAGUCGUUCUAGGCGGCGAACUGUCACAGACCAGCAUCAGACCGAUAACUCGGAUAUUGAUGAAAAUACCUCCGCCGCAGAUCUAAUAGCCUUGAGAAAAGAGCACGCCGAGAAGGAAUCCUCACCGCCUCUAGAUCCGUCGAAUGUGGCACCUCAAAUCCUAGUCCACUCGCCCACAAAUGAAGGCGAUGACUUCGACCGCAGACGUCCUAAGGCAGGUGGCAUCGCUCUCCCUUUCAGUCUUGCGAACCAUGAUGCCAGCGCUAGCAUGACUACUCUGGAAUCUACAGCUGGCGUUCCACCCGCUGCAGAUGUGCGUACGCCGGGAGUCACAGAAAGUGGUGUUGACGAUGAUGACGCGUUCAAAGAUCUAGAUAGCCUUGUGAAAGAUUCUGAUGUCAAUGAUCAUGGGAUUAAGGGGAGACCUAAGGAUUUAGCUGAGGCUCAGAAGAAGGAAGAGCUGGCGGUGGAGAAUGGGGAGGUGGUUAGUGCGGAGAGACCUCCUUUGGAGAGUUUUCAGACUGCGAUGGAGGUUUUGCCUGUUGCUAAGUAA